GCGUUGCGCAUGCGCGAAAAAAGCAUCUUUUCGACAUGGAUCGACGAUUGACGUCUUGGUUAUCUGUUGUGUUGACGUCUGUUUGUGGUUAAAAUUGCAUGGAAUACAGUGCAAAAUUUAAUUAGAUAGACUAAUAAUAAAACAAAUAAUUUUUGCUGUAAUAUAUCACAGUCUUCUUCGAAUAUUUCUUCAUCGUGAAUAUUUCUGCAAUGAGUCAGGUUAAUCAGGAUAGCAGCGAACCUUCGAUAAAGAAGUACAGAAUGGAAGAGGAAGAAGACAGCCCUCUGGACACGGAUCACACGGAUGACGAUUACGAGCCGUACGUAUCUGUCAAAGAUCGUAAAAAGCAAUUGCUCACGAAAUUGGGGAAACUCGGACAGUUAAAAGAGGAUGCUAUCAAUGGCGUCGGGAAGAGUAGCAGUGAGAAUGAGAAGGAUGAUGCCGACAACGACGACGGACAGGUCUGGGGAAGGAAAUCCAACAUUUCUCUUCUCGACCAACAUACCGAAUUAAAGAAAUUAGCUGAAGCCAAGAAGGAGAGCGCAAUGGAGAAGCAGUUGAAGGAGGAGGAGAAGAUUCUGGAGAGCGUGGCUGAGAACAAGGCUCUGAUGGGUGUGGCUGAAUUGGCCAAGGGCAUUCAAUACAAGGAUCCUAUCAAGACCAACUGGCAACCGCCGAGAAUAAUACUUAAUCUCGGUGAGAUGCGUCACGAGAGAGUGCGCAGGAAGCUCAGGAUACUUGUGGAGGGUGACGAAGUGCCGCCACCUUUGAAAACUUUUAAGGAAAUGAAAUUUCAUAAAGGAAUCUUGUACGGAUUGGAACAGAAGGGUAUCGUCAAGCCAACUCCAAUUCAAGUCCAAGGAAUACCCACAGUAUUGUCUGGUCGCGACAUGAUUGGUAUAGCUUCCACCGGUAGCGGUAAAACGUUGGUGUUCGUUUUACCUAUUAUUGAAUUUUGUUUGGAACAAGAAAUCGAUAUGCCGUUCAUUAAAAAGGAGGGGCCUUACGGCUUGGUAAUAUGUCCUUCGAGAGAAUUGGCUAAGCAAACCUUCGACAUAAUUCGGCACUACACCAAUAGCUUAAGGCACAUGGACUGCCCAGAAAUACGCUGUUGCUUGGCAAUCGGAGGUGUGCCGGUUUCGGAGUCAUUAGCUGUAAUCAACAAAGGUGUACAUAUUAUGGUAGCGACUCCAGGACGAUUGAUGGAUAUGCUACAUAAAAAGAUGGUCACUUUAAGUGUAUGCCGUUAUCUCUGCAUGGACGAGGCGGAUCGCAUGAUAGACAUGGGGUUCGAGGAAGAUGUUAGAACAAUAUUUUCAUUCUUCAGGGGUCAGAGGCAAACGCUUUUGUUCUCUGCUACUAUGCCGAAAAGAAUUCAAAACUUCGCACGUUCGGCGUUGGUGAAACCCGUAACGAUAAACGUUGGCCGCGCCGGCGCCGCGUCGAUGAAUGUGAUACAGGAAGUGGAGUAUGUCAAGCAAGAGGCUAAGAUCGUUUAUCUCUUGGAUUGUCUUCAGAAAACUGCACCGCCGGUCUUGAUAUUCGCAGAGAAGAAGCGCGACGUGGACGCCAUCCACGAGUAUCUGCUUAUAAAAGGAGUGGAGGCUGUUGCGAUACAUGGAGGAAUAGAUCAGGAGGAAAGAUCGCGUUCAGUGGAAGCGUUUCGCGCGGGUCGAAAAGACGUGCUCGUUGCGACAGAUGUUGCGUCGAAAGGUCUCGAUUUCGCCGAUGUGCAACACGUUGUUAAUUACGACAUGCCGGACGAUGUAGAAAAUUACGUGCACAGAAUAGGACGAACUGGUCGUUCCGGGCGUACUGGUAUAGCGACGACUUUCAUUAAUAAAGCGAACGAUGAAUCGGUACUGCUUGAUCUUAAACAUCUGCUGAUGGAAGCGAAGCAAAAGGUGCCACCGUUCUUGCUGGAACUCUGCUCGGAGAAUGAAAAAUAUCUCAAUCUGGGAGACGAACGCGGAUGCAGUUACUGUGGUGGUCUCGGACACAGGAUUACAGAGUGUCCGAAAUUGGAGGCUGUGCAGAACAAGCAGGCGUCCAAUAUUGGGCGUCGCGAUUAUCUGGCUAGUAACGCCGCCGAUUAUUAAGCAAUUCAUUUUAAAAUUGUAUUGUAAAUAUGUAUAUAUAUGUAAAUUCAUUUUUUAUGGUAAUGUUAUUUUGACAGUAAUCAAUAAAAAAUAAAAUAGAUAUUCGAACUAAAUGCUGUAUACAUAUGUU
Messenger RNA from Wasmannia auropunctata (little fire ant), 2229 nucleotides. It is a transcript of the gene abs, whose product is annotated as ATP-dependent RNA helicase abstrakt. The record is from RefSeq and is a predicted model, not a curated record. The transcript is spliced from 10 exons. Gene Ontology annotation, molecular function: ATP binding; RNA helicase activity; RNA binding. Gene Ontology annotation, cellular component: spliceosomal complex. Gene Ontology annotation, biological process: mRNA splicing, via spliceosome. Bases 210 to 2099 code for a protein of 629 amino acids. Lineage: Eukaryota; Metazoa; Arthropoda; Insecta; Hymenoptera; Formicidae.